AUGCAGAGCGUCAUGAUCGUGCAAGAGCACUUCGAGGCUCGUCCCGACGACACCUUCCUCGUCACCUUCCCCAAGUGCGGCACCACCUGGCUCAAGGCCCUCGCCUUCACGGUGACGAACCGUUUCCGCCACGCCGUCGCCGGCGACGGCCACCCGCUGCUCAUCCGCCACCCUCAGGACCUUGUGCCCUUUCUCGAGGCGCCCUACCGCCAGCUCCACCCUCUCGCGGAUCUCGAUGAGCUCGCCUCCCCGAGGCUCCUCUCCACCCACAUGCCGCUCACGCUGCUGCCUCCGUGCAUGUCCAGCCUCGGUUGCCGGGUCGUGUACCUAUGCCACGAUCCCAAGGAUGUGUUCGUGUCGUUAUGGCAGUUCAUCAGCAAGGUAAAUGCGGACUAUGCCAUGGACAAAGCAUUUGAGUUGUUUUCCGAUGGUGUGUGCCCAUAUGGGCCUAUCUGGGAACACAACCUUGGGUUCUGGAAGAAAAGCAUAGCAAAGAGCGACAAAGUUCUUUUCUUGAAGUAUGACGAGAUGAUGGCCGAACCUGUCAAGCAUGUUCAGACGCUCGCCAAGUUCCUCCGUGUCCCCUUCACUGAGGAGGAGGUGAGCCACGGAGUCGUGGAGGAUGUCAUGCACCUGUGUAGCUUCGAUAAGCUCAGGAGCGUACCGGUGAACUCAUCGGGAGUCACUGAUAGGAUUGGUGGGGUGCCAAUGAAGAACUCUUCAUACUUUAGGACCGGAAAGGUUGGCGACUGGGAAAACCACUUGACGGAAGAGAUGGCAAAGAAGCUAGAUGCCAUUGUUGAGGAGAAGCUGAGAGGAUCAGGUCUCACGUUUUGGCAUACCGGUGUCAUGCUUAACUACGCGUGUGUUCGUGCAACCAAAAUAUGUGUGAAAAGCUAUGUACUUUGA
Molecule: messenger RNA, 909 nt
Organism: Aegilops tauschii subsp. strangulata
Lineage: Eukaryota; Viridiplantae; Streptophyta; Magnoliopsida; Poales; Poaceae
Source: RefSeq, a predicted model, not a curated record